This is a messenger RNA of Doryrhamphus excisus (bluestripe pipefish), 4124 nucleotides long. RefSeq names its product UNC93-like protein MFSD11. NCBI's taxonomy places the organism in Eukaryota, Metazoa, Chordata, Actinopteri, Syngnathiformes, Syngnathidae. The record is from RefSeq and is a predicted model, not a curated record.
UACUUUUUUCCUACAAAUUUAAGACUUUUUUUCCCCCCCAUAGAUUUACGACUUUAUUCUCAAAAUCUCAGAUUAUUUUAAUAUUCCGUAACAGGCAUUGCCUGAGACAGCUAUUAAAAUUUACGUGACCUUUGGUGUGUGGGAAAGGUAAUAUUAUGACUUUUUUUUUUCUCACAAAUUUACGAUUUUAUUCCCAAUCUCAGAUUAUUUUUUCCAGUGUGGCCCUCAUACUGGGUCAUCCUUGCUGUAAAAACCAGACCAGUGUAAAAUGAAAGGCCUGUAAAUUCAGACUUUUCACCCCCCCCAAAGUUUGCAAUUUCCUACCUUUUGUCUGCAUAGAGGCUCCUUCUUGUUUUCCUCCGCUUUCACUUCCUGCUGCAUGACCUCUUUGGGCGUGCUGACCGCCAGCACGUCGUUGAUGGUGGAUCCCACCACCAUGAUCUUCGCACCGCCGGUGACCUUUAUCUCCCGUAGCGUCUUGUCUUCCGGAAGCAAGCCUUUGUACAUCACCUUCUGCAUGGCCGGAGGAAGACCUGCCAAGAGGAAGAUUUAGACUUUGCCGGGACGGCGAUGACGGCGGCGGGGAUUCCUCACCGGUGAGCGCGUGGAUUCUCUCCUUCAGCUUAGCGCCGGUGCUAUCCAGCGGGAUCUUCAGGUCGUAUUUGAUCUUGUUCCAGAUGAUCUUCAAGUCCACCGUCUCGCCUUCCUCCUCCUCCACGUCGUCGCCGUUGCUAAUGUUAGAACAGUCCUGAGUGGCGGCGUGUCCCGCGUCGGACGCCGACUCCGAGUCGCCCUGGUCGGCGGAGUCACCCUCACCCAGAGGUGCGUCGUCUUUUGGCUUUACGUCCGUUUGCAUUAUAACUUCACUUCCUGGAAGGAAAUACAUCAUAUUUCAACUAAAUCAGCUGGGGUAGGCUCCAGCCUCACCCAUACACCUAAUGAGGCACUAUAGAAAAUUAUUUCAUAUAUUUUCAUUAUCCUUCAUGUCAGUGCUUCGUUUAUUAGCAGCAAAAAUGUUUUUUUUUUGUACAAAAACGCAAAUAUGACACAGCAUUUAGCACUUUCGAUUUCCCUUACUGCUAACUUAAUGAAUGUUCCGACACAUAAGGGUUGUCAUUUUAAGUUAACUUCACUCCAACGAGCCUAAUAACUGUGGUUUAAGCCCCCACUUACCGCAAAGAUGAUUACUUGGGCUAGUUAGCAGGAAUUGACGUUAGCUAGCCUCGACCCUAACCUGCUAGUCAGGGAAACAUGUUAACUUCAACCUUACGAGGAGACGUGGCUUUAUUUUUUAAAGACACGACCUUAACAGCGCCCGGCGUUAACGCGUCUGCGUGUCGCCUGCUUUAAUUCAUCGCCGGGGACGAAAGUUGGUGUAACGGAAUGAAGGAAAUGUGUCUAAAUUGUGCUCAAUACCCACCAUCCUGGGCCGCCAUGAUGAUUGUGUACAAUCAGUAGCAACGUUCCAUCGAGCCGAAGAGCGUGACAAGGCAGCAAGAUUGUUCCGCUUCCUCUGGAAGCUACACGUUGGCUACAUGGGAUUAUUACGUGUUAUCACGACUACAAAUACACGUCUUUACAGCAUUUAGAGGCUCGUUUUAUAAAUUGGGAGUGAAAAACGGACUAUAUUUAGAAAGUGUGUAUAUACACAGGGAAAUGACAACCCUUAAAGUUGUUUCUUUCGUUCCAUUUUACGCGAUACGUCACUGCGGUGGAGUAUAUCGGAGUUUUAACUCGAAUGUUAUUAAUAUGAACGCUCCUAAGCUUGCCUUAUUCGUCAGUAUCACAAUGGCGGAACAGAGUGACAGGGAGUGAUCUUGUUCUGUAGAUGUUCUUUGUUGCUGUAGCAAGAAAGCCCAGCACCGAGAGGUGGCACUUUCCUUAAUUGCCAUUGGUUAGCGAGUUGUUCUUCGCGUUUGUUUUUAAGAGCGAGACUGUACAUUGACGCUAUAUCGCCAACUUGUGGAAGAACUAUGGAAUAACACCUUUACAUUAUUAGCAUUGAAGUCUGUAUGUUCCGCUUUCUACCGACAGAUGGCGGUAGCACAACGUCAUCACAAUGAAUAGUUCUACUAUUGUGAAAAGAAGAAGAGCAAAUGCAGGAAGUAGACGGAGUAAAAAAACCGGAAGAAAUGUCAAAACAAAACACCACAACCGCAAAUAAGAGCUGGUAAUUAAAGUCACAAGUUUUCAAGAAUAGUUUUCAUGCAGCGAGGGGAAGCGACUCACAAUGCUGCUCUUUCCGCCGCCCGCUGUAUUCGCUAUAGAUAACUUGGAGAAGUUUGCUGUUUGAACCGGAGACGAGUGCAAAAAGUUGGUUAUGUAGCAAAGUGAGCACCCACGCAAAGAAAGGCAACAUCAUGGCUGACUGGAGGUUUUUCAAUGUUGUUAUUUUGGGCGUCGGAUUCAUGUUCAUCUUUACCGCUUUUACCACAUGUGGGAACGUGGAGCAAACUGUGGUGAAAAGUCUGCACAACGACACUUUCACAGGAAAUGGAUACCACAGUCUGGGAAUCAUCUACGGCGUCUUCUCGUUUUCUAAUCUAGUGGCGCCGGCGGUGGUGGCGAUGCUGGGACCGAAGAUGACCAUGUUUUUGAGCGGGCUGCUUUACAGUGGCUACGUCGCCGUCUUCAUCGAGCCGUCCACGUGGGCCUUCUACUUGACGUCCGUGCUGAUCGGCGUCGGUGCUGCUAUGCUGUGGACGGCACAAGGACUCUUCCUGGUGGAGAACUCUGAGGCUGCCACCAUCAACAGGAACACAGGGAUGUUCUGGGCUCUGUUACAGUGCAGCAUGUUGUUUGGCAAUCUGUACAUUUACCUGGACUGGAAUGGAAGAACAGAAAUACCAGACGGCAGCAGGAAGAACAUUUUCCUCUCCCUGGUGGCGGCCUCGGUGGUGGGCACGCUGUGCUUCCUGGUGCUGAGAAGGAGUCCUCCUCAGGAGGAGAUGCUGUCCGAGGAGGAGGGACAGUCGCUUCUCUCCGCAGGGAUAGUGUACAAGCACAGAGCAAACAUGGCCGUGCAGGAGGUCAAGGCAGAUUUGAGGACCAUGCUGCAGCUGCUGAAGACGAAGAGCAUCCUCCUCCUGAGUCCCUGCAUGGCCUACAGCGGCCUGGAGCUGUCGUUCUACAGCGGAGUGUACGGAACCUGCAUCGGAGCCACUGCGCAGUUCAGAGAGGCGGCAAAGGGCCUCAUUGGGAUCUCCGGCAUCGUGGUGGGUGUGGGCGAAAUCAUCGGUGGAGGCUUGUUUGGAUUAAUGUGCAAGAACAAUCGCUUCAGACGCACCUCGGUGGUUUUCCUGGGAAUGGUCGUUCAUUUUGUGGCCUUCUAUCUGAUCUUCCUCAACAUUCCCGAUGACGCUCCUGUUGUGUUCAACACCGUCACGCAGAAGAGCCCUUUUCUGACGCCAAGCGUGUCCAUCACCCUGCUGUGCAGCUUUCUGCUGGGCCUGGGAGACAGCUGCUUCAACACGCAGCUCUACAGCAUCUUAGGAUGCAUCUACACGGAGCAAAGCACGCCCGCCUUCGCCAUCUUCAAAUUCAUCCAGUCUGUUUUCGCAGCAGUGGCGUUCUUCUACAGCGGCAACGUGAUGCUAAUGUGGCAGCUCCUCCUCAUGGUCAUCCUGGGCUUCACCGGUACGCUCUGCUUCUUCGUGGCGGAGCGCAUGUACAACUUCUCUGCAGAGUCACUGGAAUAACCGGAUUUGGAUGCAGCUUUACUUUGUUAGCAAACGCACUUGAACUAUGCACUCCGAAAAGGUAAUUUUUAUCAUUAUCGCCACCACGGGAAGCUAGCGGGUACUUUGCAUAUUUGCUAAUGGCGUGACACCACCCACACUGUGAUCAGUGUUCAUUAACACUACUCUCGCUUUCUAACAUUUACGACCAGCUGCCAGCUCAGCUCAUCUGACUACUUUUUUUGGAAAUAUUUUUUAUAGCUUUUUAUUUUUUUUUACAAGUAUGAUAAAAUAUCUCAGAAUAAGAUUGCUAUACAAUCUCUUUUCUAUGGUCGAGACGUAUUUUUUGUUAUUGAGUCUUAAUGUUUCAAAACGCACCCAUCAAUGUGUACUUAAAACCACUAACAAGCCAACUUAAGCUUUAAAAAAAAUAAAGCAAAUUGUUUC